Messenger RNA from Panicum virgatum (switchgrass), 1671 nucleotides. Its product is annotated as MADS-box protein J2-like. Gene Ontology annotation, biological process: positive regulation of transcription by RNA polymerase II. The record is from RefSeq and is a predicted model, not a curated record. The coding region runs from base 198 to 1475 and encodes 425 amino acids. Gene Ontology annotation, molecular function: protein dimerization activity; RNA polymerase II cis-regulatory region sequence-specific DNA binding; DNA-binding transcription factor activity, RNA polymerase II-specific. Lineage: Eukaryota; Viridiplantae; Streptophyta; Magnoliopsida; Poales; Poaceae. The transcript has a single exon.
UAUGGAAGCCUACGACGCCUAGCCCCCUCACCCUAGCCGUAGGCCCGUAGCUACCUGCGCCUCCUAUAUAUGCCUGCCUGCCCUGCGCCCCUGCCUCGCCAAGAUCAACCAAAUUGCUAGCUAACCCACGGCGAAGGGGAGCGCGAGCGCAGGAAGCUAGCGUGCGGAUCGGAGGAAGGAGGAGCAAGAGCAACGCGAUGGGGCGCCGCAAGGUCUCCAUGGGGCUGAUCCCCAACCGCCAGCAGCGGGCCGGCACGUUCGCCAAGCGGAGCGAGGGGCUCAAGAAGAAGGCGUACGAGCUCUCCGUGCUCUGCGGCGUCGACGUCGCGCUCGUCGUCGCCGCCGCCGCGGGGGACGGCGGCGGCGGCGCGGCGGCGGACGUGUGGGAGUCCAGGGAGGGCGUGCUGGCCCGGUACCGCGCGCUGGGCGCCGAGGCGCGCGCGCGGCACACGCACCGGGCGUACCUCGGCGCCGAGCUCGGCAAGGCGGAGGCCAAGCUUGCCCGGGUGCGCCAGGGCGGGCCCGACGCGCUCGCCCGCUGGGACAGGGCGCUGGACGGCGUCGCCACGGAGGAGGAGGCGCGGCGGGUGCUCGACGCCCUCGACGCCGCGAUACGCGCCGCGGAGGACAGGCGGAGGGCGCUCGGCCUGCCGCCGGUCGACGACGACGCUGAGGACGGGGUCGCGCCGCUCAACUUCGCCGCCGCCGGCCACGACUACGGCCUGCAGAACGCGUCAGGCUGCGGCGCCAACAGCGACCAGCUGGCCAUGUGGGGCGGCAACGGCUUCCACUUCCAGCAGGGCGGCGCCGCCGACAUGCAGCACACGGGGUACGCCUUCCAGCAGCAAUACACCACCACCGGCGGCAGCUACCACCCGCAGAUCGCGCCGAACAUGUAUAGCAACGACGGCGACAACAACAACGGCCACCUCGCCGACGCCUACCAGCCGCGCGAUCCCAUGCAGCAGCACGGCUACGGCUUCCACUGCCCCGACGCCAGCUACUUCGCCGUGCCCCCCAUGUGGAGCGCCGACGAGCCGCGCCACGACAUGCUGCUGCUCGAGUACCCCUCCGCCGACGACGCCGGCCUCAACUACGCGGACACUCCGGCGGCACGCGGUGCCCAGGGCGUCGGCGGCAGCUGCUUCGCCAGCGGCAACUUCGUCUACUCGCCACCAGCACUCUCCCUCGCCAUGAACACCACCGCCGGCGACUUCGUCAACAACGCGCCAUCAGCAGCAGCAGCCGCCUCCUAUACCAUGGGCGGCAGCGGCGACAACUUCACCAACGCGAUGCCAGCCCAGCCCCUCGCCAUGAGCUACGGUGGCGACCUGACGAUUGCCAGCAGGUACGCGGCGCAGUGGCAGGCACCCCCGAACCCCCAGCGCGCCGGCGGCGACCAGAGGCCCAGCAUCGAGCAGCUGCAUUACCUCAGCGACCUGGAAGACACGCAGCGCCACCUCUGUGGAAACUAACCUUCCUUCCACACACAGACACACUCCAAUUAGUAGUUACACACUUUAGCAAGUAGCGUCCGCCUGGAGUCAUAGAGAUUAGAGAGUCCAUCAAGUUAGUCAGUUUUGUACCGUCUGCUUGGUUACCUUGAUAAGGAGCAGUUCUUUUGUUACCAUUUAGGGAAUCGGUCAAUUUAGGAUUCAGGAGUUUUAUGAG